GUGGUCUGGUCGGGCAAGGCAGGACGCCGGGGAUUGCUUUUCUCCUUUCUGUGGGAUUCGGCUGACUUGCUCUCUGUGACGGACAGGACGCGACACUAUGGGCUCACAUCUUCAUCCAGAUGCUGGCGUUUGGCCUGCUCUUCCCGCUGGGCAUGGUCCUCGGGAUCAUCAAAAGCCGGUGGCAUGUUCCGGUCCAGGUUCUAAGCACGCUCAUCGCGCUGCUGGGCUACGCUCUCGGCCAUAUGCACGGCGGCCGCAAGUUCGUCUCGUCCAACGUGCACGCCAAGUUCGCCAACACUGUCUACUUUUUUCUCGUCGCCCAGAUCGUCCUGGGCGUCUACCUCAAGCUGCAUCUCGAAAAGGGCAUUCACCGCCGUAUCCGCCCUGUCGUCCGCAUCCUGCACAGCGUCAACGGCAAGGCGUUACCCGUCGUUUCGUGGACCCAGAUGAUCUUUGGCGGCAUCACGGCCCUGGGCUUCUGCCAGGACGACCAUCUCGGCCAGUGUCUGGCCCACUUCAUCAUGGGCAGCGCCUUUAUUGCGUAUGGCAUCCUGUUGACCAUUCUGCUGCUCGUCGGCCAGCUAUGGCUGCGCCGCACUGGGCGCAGCCAGGAGUUCUUUGACAGCGUUGUCAUCUCCGCCUGGGGCUGCGUGAACACGUUUACCGAGCACCGGUGGGGGACGGCGUGGGUGCGGAACGACUGGCAGCACACGACCAUGGGCAUCGUCUGGUGGUGCGCGGGCUUGGCCGGUGUCUGGCUGAGUAAGGGCAGAGACGGGGCCCCCAAACGCAACUUUAUUCCUGGAUUCGUUAUCCUCGUGACCGGCUGGGCCAUGUCUGCUCACCCGCAGACUAUGCCCAUUAGUGCCAUGACGCACAAGAUCUUUGGAUACACGCUCAUGAGCAUGGGCUUCACCCGCAUCAUCGAGAUCUCGUUUGUCCUGAAGGACAAGACCGGCGUCUCGGAGGACGGCACCGAGUUGAACAGCUUCCAAUACGUUCCCGUUUUUCUGCUCUACGCCUCAGGCUUUCUGUUCAUGGGAGCGACAGAGGAGCAGAUGGCUCUCGUGGCCGAGAUUGGCAUCGACCACGUCGCGUACAUUCUCAUCUUGUAUAGCUUGGCCUUUGUGCUCUUCCUAUUUGUCAACAUCCUGAUCUAUGUGUACGACCGCUCGGCAAACGCGGCCACAUUCGCCAAACCAACCGCGAAUGGCCGGGCGCGCGCCAACGAGCGCGUGGAGGAGGAGGGCCGCCUGCGCGACGCCGGCGAGUUCGAGCUCGAGGGCCUGAUGAGCGACGACGAGGACGAGGAGCACGCCACGCGCAGGAAGCUCCUGAGAAACGACGUGGCGGAAGACGAUGCGGUGUUGGGCAGCCCCAGCACCCUGGGGCGGAACAGCGACCGCGUGGCGUGAGCUCUAAGGGAAGAGGUUUAAAAGAAAAUUUGGCCGUGAUCUCAAGGGAGGGACGAUAGAGAAAGCUUGGCACAUUUGGGCGGGUAUAUAGCAUUGGCAUGGCCGGUGUCGCUGCUUAAUAUAUGUGGUGAUUACGGAGUUUCCGAGGCGGCUCGGUUUGGAUGGGCGUUUUGCUUUUUUCUCCUUUUUUUCACGUGCAUUCAUGUGUAUUUUUACAUAUCUAUAAUAACCCUAUUACCGAUAUCACUAGUAGAUAUAUCCGUAUUCUUUGCUUACCUGUGUUUAUUUUAGUGUGUCCGUGGUAAUAUAGAUAUGCACCCUAAGCCC
Messenger RNA from Lasiosphaeria miniovina, 1742 nucleotides. RefSeq lists its product as uncharacterized. The transcript is spliced from 3 exons. NCBI's taxonomy places the organism in Eukaryota, Fungi, Ascomycota, Sordariomycetes, Sordariales, Lasiosphaeriaceae. The record is from RefSeq and is a predicted model, not a curated record. Bases 120 to 1415 code for a protein of 431 amino acids.